AUUAUAUUUACAACUUUAGUCGAGUUACUCUAGCAACUAGUCGAUUACAGUUUUGUAUGCUUGAUUUAUUUUCAUUCACAUUCAAGCAUAUUGACGUCGAAAUCGUGAAUUUUGUGCUACUCAAUACUUUCAUAAAAAAAUUACAAAUCGCCCGAUCCUGUAUAUAAUUUGAUUAUGAGAAGUAUAACCAAGUUAAUUGUAUAAUUUUAACUACGGAGUCAUGUUGAAGGAUAAAGGACAAGUCACUUUUGAAGAUAAAUGGCCUGCUAUGCGCCCUAUAGUUUUGAAGUUACUGAAGCAGGAAACAGUAACGCAAACAGAAUGGCAAGAUCUUUUCGGUUCUGUUCACUCUGUCUGUUUGUGGGAUGAGAGGGGUCCAUACAAACUCAGGGAUGCGCUUCAACAAGAUAUUAUGAUGUAUAUAAAACAGGCUCAGAACCGCGUACUAGCUCAACGAGAAGACCAGGCGCUUCUCAAAGCUUAUAUAGCUGAAUGGGGCAAGUUCUUUACACAGUGUAACUAUUUACCCACUCCUUUCCGACAACUGGAAAAUUCUAUCAACAAUGUAAGUAAGGUGUCCAGUUCUAACACUUCUAGUACUCAGAAAAAGAAUAAUAAUAAUAACAUAGAAGACAGUUUGGUAAGAAAGUUAAUGUUAGACUCAUGGAAUCAAAGUAUCUUUAUGGAUAUCAAACAGAGGCUACAAGACUCUGCUAUGAAAUUGGUACAAGCUGAAAGAAAUGGUGAAUCUUUUGAUUCACAGCUGGUAAUUGGAGUAAGGGAGUCAUAUGUUAAUUUGUGUUCUAACUCUGUGGAUAAACUUCAAAUAUACAGAGAGAAUUUUGAAGCUGCAUACAUGCAAGCUACUGAAGAAUUUUAUAAACUGAAAGCCAGUGAACAAUUAUUAGCGAAUGGAGUUCAAUCUUACAUGAAAUACGCUGAUCAACGCCUGAAAGAAGAGGAAGCCAGAGCUCAUAGAUAUCUGGAGCCAGGAAGUGGCAGUGUUGCAGCACUUACACAAUGUUGUGAGAAAGUGCUAAUUGGAGAGCACCUACCUACUUUACUUGCAGAGAGUGCACCCUUGAUUAAAGCUGGUGAAACUGAGAAGUUGCAACUCAUGUUUCGACUUCUUGAUAGAGUCCCUGAAGGAGUUACACCAAUAUUAAGAGAUCUUGAAGCACAUAUAGUUUCAGCUGGCUUGGCAGAUAUGGUAGCCUCUGCGGAUAUUAUCACAUCUGAUUCAGAAAAAUAUGUGGAACGUUUAUUAGAUCUGUUUAAACGUUUCAGCUCAUUGGCUAAAGAUGCAUUUCUGGAUGACCCAAGGUUUUUGACAGCUAGAGAUAAGGCUUACAAAUGUGUUGUUAAUGAUACUACAGUGUUUAAGUUGGAAUUACCUUCUUCAGCUUUAAUUCGUGGUAGCAAAGGCACUGCUCCUGAGAGCAAAUGUCCUGAGCUCCUUGCUAACUAUUGUGACAUGUUGUUACGGAAGACUCCACUAAGUAAACGAUUGACAAGUGAGCAGAUAGAAUCAAGGUUAAGAGAUGUAUUGUUAGUCUUAAAAUAUAUAGAAAAUAAAGAUGUCUUUAUGAGAUAUCACAAGGCACAUCUAACUAGAAGGUUAAUCUUAGAUUCAAGUGCAGAUUCUGAAAAAGAAGAAGAUAUGGUGGAGUGGCUUAGGGAGGUGGGUAUGCCUGCCGAUUAUGUCAAUAAAUUGGCUCGUAUGUUCCAAGACAUUAAGGUUAGUGAAGACCUUAACACCCAGUUUAGGACUGAUACCACACGGCAUGAUGCCAUUAAUAUAAAGAUAUUAAAUGCUGGAGCAUGGGCCCGUGGCUCUGAACGAGUAACUGUGAGCCUUCCAUUAGAGUUAGAAGACUACAUCCCUGAAGUUGAAGAGUUUUAUAAGAAGAAACAUUCAGGUCGUAAAUUACAGUGGUAUCAUCAUAUGAGCAAUGGAACAAUAACAUUCGCCAAUUCUGUUGGUAGAUUUGAUUUGGAUGUUACAACAUUUCAAAUGGCUGUCUUAUUUGCGUGGAAUCAGAGACCAAUGGAAAAGAUUAGUUAUGAAAACUUGAGACUUGCAACAGAACUUCCUGAUCCUGAACUUAGGAGAACUUUGUGGUCCCUCGUAGCUUUCCCAAAACUGAAACGGCAGUUGUUGUGCCAUGAACCAGUGGUCCAGAAUCCUAAAGAUUUUACGGAGAACACUACAUUCUGGGUAAAUCAAGAGUUUGCUCUUGUUAAAAAUGGUAAACCUCAACGCAGGGGAAAAAUUAACUUGAUUGGUAGACUUCAAUUGAGUACUGAAAGAUCUCAAAUAGAGGAUAAUCAUUCCAUUGUUCAGCUUCGAAUAUUAAGGACACAAGAAGCCAUUAUAAAAAUAUUAAAGAUGAGAAAAAGGAUUACAAACACUGCUCUUCAGGUAAGAAUUAUAAAUAUCCAAAUAGCUUAUUAUAAUCGCCUCCAUUCACGGAACCACACGGUCCCGGACCUUUGGAAGGCUUAUGAGGGGCCAAGGUCAAUUUGCAGAGGCCCUUUAAACUACUUUAAUAUAAGUGAAAUGACACACCAGCUGGCAAUUAUCCCUGUGUACACUAUGAAGGUGCACCCAAGGACAGUUGCAGUUGAUGCAGGACUAUUGUAUUGUACUAUAUCGUAGACAUAGACAAUUAAAUGGCUAUGGGUGUGGGUGGCUAUGGACUAAUAGCCCCUGUCGGAUAAAGAGACAAGGGAUGAUUUGCAAACUCAAUUAAUGAGCCCCAAAAACGGCCGCUAACAUGUAAGUGACUCGGCGGCAAUAUACUUUGAGCUGCUUGGGGAAGAAGAGGCAUUCCAGAGCUAUCAGAGCAAUCCCGGAAGUCCGGUCAAGACCAGCAUCUUACUAUGAUAUAAUAUCCUUCCCCUGAGUCUCCUCAAUAACUUCAGCAAGAUUGAGGUGAUUCGAUGAUGAACAAGUCCGUGGGGUCGUCAUUGCUCAACAGCUCACCACAGCUGCAUUGUUAAUUUAUUUAGAAUGUCUAAAUGACUUAAGUAGUAUUAACUUACAGUCUUAUGUUUGUAAACUCUGUUAUGCCUAAGUAUACACUAUUCUUUUAUAUAUCUAACAGAUUAUCAUGUCGAAAUUAAAUUGUAGGAUUAUUAUAUUAGAUAGGUAGCAAAGGUUUUGAAUUUGUAACACAUAUGAAUAUCUAGCCAGCCAUCUAUCUAAUACAAUAUAGGUUUUAUUUGUAAGCAACUUACUACCCAAAGUGACUAACCUUUGUAAAAUAUCUAAUUGCAGAGUGAACUGGUAGAGAUAUUGAAAAACAUGUUCCUGCCUUCUAAGAAGAUGAUAAAAGAGCAGUUGGAAUGGCUAAUCGAACAUAAAUACAUGCGGCGAGAUGACGAAGAUAUCAACACUUUUAUAUACAUGGCCUAAAUUAAUUAUUGCAAGCAUAACUGAACUCAAAAAUCAAAUAAAUUGUUUACCCAGGCAAUGUCUCUCUCUAAAAUGAUUUCUCGAAUUUUGAUUUAUUUUAUAGGUAGUCAAGUUUAAUUGAAAUUAAAUAAUAAUUUUAUUUACAUUUGUAUUUGCUUUUAUUAAAUACAUAUAAUAAGUUCAAUGUAUAAAAAACAUAACAUUAAUUCUUUGCUGGCUCGAUUGUCUCUCCUCCUUGAAUUUGACCCCAACCAAUCAACCUGUAAUUAAUAUCAUUGUAAUCAUUAACAUUUCAUCCCACUAAUAUUCUGAACGCAAAAGUUUGUAAACACCUCUUUACGAUUUAGUUACUCGAUCAAUCUUUCGAAAUUUUGCGUAUUUUGCAAAUCAUCAUCUUCAUGCCCUUGUCCCGUUUUAU
Molecule: messenger RNA, 3836 nt
Organism: Spodoptera exigua (beet armyworm)
Lineage: Eukaryota; Metazoa; Arthropoda; Insecta; Lepidoptera; Noctuidae
Source: the annotation of a GenBank genome assembly